UUUGGAUCCGUCGACUCAGCUGACAUCUGCUUGGAGAGUCUCUGCUUUGCAGUUGGUUGAUAUCAUGGCAACACUAGGAACUAAGGGUACAAUUAAACCCUAUGCCAAUUUCAAUGCAGCCGAUGAUGUGCAGAAGCUGAGGAAAGCCAUGAAAGGAGCAGGCACCGAUGAAGAUGCUAUCAUUGAUGUCAUUGCAAAUAGAACCCUUUCCCAGCGCCAGGAAAUCAAGACUGCUUAUAAAACCACUAUUGGAAAAGAUCUGGAGGAUGAUUUAAAAUCAGAACUGACAGGGAACUUUGAAAAAGUCAUUGUGGGCCUUAUAACGCCAUCGACUCUCUAUGAUGUGGAGGAACUGAAGAAAGCCAUGAAGGGUGCAGGGACAGAUGAGGGCUGUUUGAUUGAGAUUCUGGCAUCUCGCAGUGCAGAGGAGAUCAAGAACAUAAAUAUCACCUACAGAAUAAAAUAUGGUAAAUCUCUGGAGGACGAUAUUUGCUCAGACACAUCUUUUAUGUUCCAGAGAGUUCUGGUAUCUUUGGCUGCUGGUGGGAGAGACCAGAGCACCAAUGUGAAUGAAGCACUUGCUAAACAGGAUGCCAAUGAACUAUAUGAAGCCGGUGAGAAGAAGUGGGGGACUGAUGAGGUGAAAUUUCUAACUAUCCUUUGCAGCAGAAACCGGAACCACUUGCUGAAGGUUUUUGAUGAAUAUAAAAAGAUUGCAAAAAAAGAUCUCGAGGCCAGUAUAAAAUCCGAAAUGUCUGGACACUUUGAAGAUGCUCUUUUGGCAGUCGUGAAAUGCUUGAGGAGUAGGCCAGGCUAUUUUGCAGAACGGUUGUACAAAUCUAUGAAGGGUCUGGGGACAGAUGAUAAAACUCUGAUCAGAGUUAUGGUUUCUCGCUGUGAAAUUGACAUGCUGGAAAUCCGCAGCGAGUUCAAGAAGAUGUAUGGCAAAUCUCUGCAUUCCUUUAUUAAGGGUGACUGCUCUGGAGAUUAUAGGAAGGUGCUCUUGAAACUUUGUGGAGGGGAAGACUAACCAACAUAACCUUUCUGUGUAUCCAAGAAAUCAAUCUGUCAUGUCUUCUUGAACGCAAUAUAAAAACCUUCUUAUCCCUUU
This is a messenger RNA of Xenopus tropicalis (tropical clawed frog), 1111 nucleotides long. It is a transcript of the gene anxa4, whose product is annotated as annexin A4. Lineage: Eukaryota; Metazoa; Chordata; Amphibia; Anura; Pipidae. Gene Ontology annotation, cellular component: zymogen granule membrane. Gene Ontology annotation, molecular function: calcium ion binding; calcium-dependent phospholipid binding. The record is from RefSeq and is marked provisional.